GAUCUCAACUUUUCCUAUCUCAGUUCUGCUCAUUCCGCGUCAAACGCUCGAAGCGCGACUAUCACAGGAUACCUACUCCGGCUCACGAGUUAUUUCAGCAUUCGAAAAAGUUCUGUCAAUCUAGUCUCGUGGUUGUUACCCAAUCAAGUGUCGUGUUUCGGAUUGUAAAGUUCAUCCAUCGUCAUCUGGCAUCAGUUCUUCUUUAGAAGUUUCCUGUUGUCUACAAGAACGUUUCUAUCAGGACGUGCGCCGCAAUAAGAUGGUGUAGCCUGAACAACUGUUGGAAACCACUUGAAUUUGCAGCCACAAACCCCAGCCAACACCCUCUCACUAUCUCUCUCUCUCUUCCUCUGCACCUGACCUCCUCCUCCAAUCAGAAUGGAGCUUCACCUGAAGGCGAUGGAGCGCAAGACGACAACCACCAGGCGCAACAAAGAGGUCGUCACCAAGGACAUCAUCAACUCAAAGUACUACCUCGAUCCUCUCGAGCUACUCGGAGAGAGGAGCUUCAAAGAACCCCAAGAGGUUCCUGAGAAUGUUCAAGGCACUAACAUCCAGGAGUUCUUCAGGGGGAAAAAUGUUAUGCUGACUGGAGCCACUGGUUUCAUGGGUAAAGUCCUCACGGAGAAGCUGCUCAGAUCCAUGCCUCAUAUGAAGCAACUCUACGUCCUCAUCAGAACGAAGAAGGGAAAAGAUGUCAAUCAACGUCUCGAUGAAAUAUUCGAGGAUAGGUUGUACAAGCGCCUGAAAGCAGAGGUGCCUGACUACAGGAAGAAGAUCACUGUGGUGGCCGGCGACUGUUGCCUGCCCAACCUGGGUCUGACCCCCGCCGACCACCAGAUGCUCGUCAACAACAUCAACGUCAUUUUCCACGGAGCGGCCACAGUGCGCUUCGACGAGAAGAUCCGUCUGGCAGUCGACAUCAACGUCUAUGGAGCCAGGGAGGUGCUCGCCUUCGCCAAGCAGAUCAAGAAUUUGGCUUCAAUGGUCCAUGUAUCGACUGCCUUUGCAAACUGCAACAAACUGUAUAUCGAAGAGAAAUUCUAUUCAACUCCGAUCAGUUAUGAGGAUAUAAUGCAGAUGACCAAGACCAAGGACGAUGAAGAGUUGGAUAAACUUACACCAGAACUGGUAGGAGAUUGGCCAAACACCUACACUUUCACCAAGGCGCUUGGUGAACAAGUGGUCAAGAGUGAGGGUGCUGGACUACCUAUCUCAAUAUUCAGACCUUCAGUUGUGAUUUCCAGCUACAGAGAACCGGUUCGUGGUUGGAUAGACAACGUGUACGGUCCAACAGGUCUGCUGGUUGGUGCAGGUACAGGGGUGCUGCACACUUACCUGGGAGACCCCACUCACAUCACCGACAUGGUGCCCGUCGACCUGGCAACAAACGCUCUCAUCGCAUCUGCUUACAAAACUGGAAACACGCCCAAGGUUGAAAAAGGAGAGGACAUCCCAAUUUACAACUUCGUGAGCUCUACACAGAACCCCAUCUCAUGGAAGGACUUCAUCAUACUGAACCAGAAGCACGGCAUGCAUUGGCCGACCAUCAGGGCAGUGUGGUACUACUCAUUCACCCCCAUUGGAAACCCCUUCCUCUUCCUCAUUGUCAACUUCCUGCUGCACACACUUCCUGGAUACAUACUCGACUUCCUCGCCGUCAUUGGAGGAGAAACACCCAUGCUGUCAAAAAUCUACAAGAAACUUGGAAAAUUCGCCGACACGAUGACCUACUUCGCGACACGCGUUUGGACAUUCCGCAACGACCGGAUACAGGACCUUUGGGCCGGGCUGUCUGAGGAAGAUCAACAGGAGUUCUUCUUCGACAUCAGUCAGAUGAAUUGGGAGUACCAUGCUCAGGCCAACUGCCUCGGACUUCGCGUUUACCUUGUCAAGGAUGACAUUCACACGCUGCCCGCCGCCAGGAAGAAGUGGCAGAGGUUGUACUACGCGCAUUGUGCUCUGCGAAUCAUCAGUGGUGUCAUCUUGUUUAAGAUUGUUUGGAUGAUCUUCAGCUUCUGUCUCGGACUAAUCUCAUGAUUCACUUCAAACAUAAUUCGAAAAUCAAUAAAUCAAGAAAAUAUAAAAAUAAUAGAGAAUUUCACGAUUGUAAAUGUUCACACAAGUGAAUACCAUAAGAAGAAGCCCAACUUAUCCUAGAAUGUUUUCAAUUAUUUUCCGCUGGAAAACAUCAGUUUUGUUAAAUCGAGCACCAUGGUAAAGGUGUUUUUCUUUUUUAUCUAUCAUUAUUAUACAUUCCAUAAUCAUUGGAAGAAGAAACUUACUAAUUAACGUAAGAUUGAUUUUAGUAAUAAUGUAUUAUGAAAACGUCAUGUUCAGACAAUACUAUUUGAGCGUUUAGUUUAUCAGUCUUUGAUAAUACUAUUCUCAUAAUUAGGACAUAUCAUCAUGAACCUUCAUCGAAGCAAAUUAUGUUAUAAUAUAUUGUUUUUACUGAAAUACGUAAAAUGGAUUUGUAUCAAUGUGUUAAGUCUCUAGAUUUCAGGAAAGUAGGCCUAUCAUGUACAAAAUUGUACAUAUUCAAAUCAGGAUCAAUAUAGAUAAUAAGAUAUUCCAUAAUUCCUUUUAGUCUCUAUAUGAAAUACAAUGUAAUUGGUGCUGUAGUAGAUUACAAGCUGAGUAGAUUCAUUCAAAUUCAAUUUCUUCUCAUAACUCUGAAUGAUACAUCAUAUUAAAUUUGAGCAAUUAGUUCUGGAAAACAAAUAGUUUGUUAACUCACAUAAUAUAUGAAAUACGUACUUUUUAAUAACUUCAUUAGUGAAUAAUUAUUGAAUAGUUUGCGGUCAGAAUUGUUUUGUUGGAUGUGUGCAGUUUGAAAAAGUUUCCAAUUUUAUUCUAGAGUUCAUAUCAAAUCUAUUUAUCCAUUAAUUAUUUACCAUUAUAUUUUAUGAAUUUUAAUUAUAUUUCAAAUUUAAUAUAAUGUUUAUAUUUAUGUUUCCUAUUUUUAAUUUAUCUCAUACAUUAUUUAUAGCUUGGUUGGAAUUUUAUUCUUGGAAAAUAUUUGUAUUGAAGAAAAAAGGCGAUUUGCCAAAAACAAAAUACAAUACGAUACUAAAAAUAAUGUAAAAACCAACAGAUUCCUUUAGAUGAAUGCAUGAUAAAAUCUAUCGGUUAAAAUAGACCAUUUCCAGGAACCAAUUGUAACUCAAUAGAAUAUUAUAAUUUUACACAAUUAUUUUGUUGAAUAUAAUUAAUAUAAAUAUUCAACUGUGUAAUCCUGGUCUUCCAAAUGAAUAACCAACCAAAUAUUUAUACAAGUUUUCAUGUCUACAUAGUCAUUAUUUAAGUUCAUUACAUUCACCUAAGGAGUUAGGACGAAUUUAAUCUGCAAUGCUAUAAAUAAUUUGUAAAUAUUGUUGAAUAUUUUAAAAAUAUUUUCAACUGAGAUUAAAUUUGUAAGUUUUCAA
Messenger RNA from Nilaparvata lugens (brown planthopper), 3428 nucleotides. Its product is annotated as fatty acyl-CoA reductase wat. Gene Ontology annotation, molecular function: alcohol-forming very long-chain fatty acyl-CoA reductase (NADP+) activity. Lineage: Eukaryota; Metazoa; Arthropoda; Insecta; Hemiptera; Delphacidae. The coding region runs from base 379 to 2040 and encodes 553 amino acids. The record is from RefSeq and is a predicted model, not a curated record. Gene Ontology annotation, cellular component: peroxisome. Gene Ontology annotation, biological process: long-chain fatty-acyl-CoA metabolic process. The transcript has 10 exons.